AUGGAAGAAGUCAACCAGUCUGUUGUGUCUGACUUUGUUAUUCUUGGACUUUGUGAAUCAUGGAAGAUACAGACCUUUCUUCUAUUGAUAUUUUCUUCACUUUAUUUGAUCACCAUUUUAGGCAACACCUUCAUUGUUUUCUUAAUCAUUACUGAUCUCAGCCUCCGUUCUCCUAUGUACUUCCUGUUAGCCAAUCUCUCUUUCAUUGACUUCUGCCUCUCCUCAGUCACUACACCUAAAAUGAUCACAGAUUUUCUCAAGGAAAACAAGUCCAUCUCCUUUGGAGGCUGCAUGUGCCAGAUUUUCUUUGGGCAUUUCUUUGGAGGAGGUGAGAUGCUGCUGCUUGUGUCAAUGGCAUAUGACCGUUAUGUAGCUAUAUGCAAGCCACUCCAUUACUCUAGCAUCAUGAACAGACGGAUGUGCAUUGGAUUAGUGAUGACAUCAUGGAUCACUGGCUUUCUUCAUUCAGUAAGUCAACUAGCUUUGAUUGUAAAGCUGCCGUUCUGUGGACCCAGAGAAUUGGAUAGUUUUUUCUGUGAUAUUCCAUUGGUUAUCAAGCUAGCCUGCAUGGACACCUAUAUUCCGGAAAUGUUGAUAAAUGCUGACAGUGGGGUACUAGCAACCAUCUGCUUCAUUCUAUUGCUGAUCUCCUACUCACAUAUCCUACUUACUGUCUGCCUUCACUCUAAGGGUAGAGCAUCCAAGGCUCUCUCUACAUGUACUGCCCACAUCACCGUGGUGGUAUUAUUCUUUGGGCCCUGUAUUUUCAUUUAUCUGUGGCCACUCAGCAUCAUUUGGGUGGACAAGUUUCUUGCUGUAUUUUAUGCAGUCAUUACACCUCUCCUGAAUCCAGCUGUUUACACCCUAAGAAACAGAUUAAAAAUGCCAUGA
Choloepus didactylus (southern two-toed sloth) is the source of this 891-nucleotide messenger RNA. Its product is annotated as olfactory receptor 4K3-like. NCBI's taxonomy places the organism in Eukaryota, Metazoa, Chordata, Mammalia, Pilosa, Megalonychidae. The coding region runs from base 1 to 891 and encodes 296 amino acids. The transcript has a single exon. Gene Ontology annotation, molecular function: olfactory receptor activity; G protein-coupled receptor activity. Gene Ontology annotation, biological process: G protein-coupled receptor signaling pathway. The record is from RefSeq and is a predicted model, not a curated record. Gene Ontology annotation, cellular component: membrane.